UGAGUUCGAGUACGAGUGACAGAAUACAUAUUAUUUGUAAAUCUUUUAAAAUAGAAAGUAAGUGGAAUUUUUCUGUCAUCGGGCUUUCAUGAAGGAAAUUAUGACGAUGGAAGACCCGAUGAUCGAACGAAAAAUGGUUGUUGCCCAGCAAGAAAACGAGAAUACCGGAUUUUGUCUUCAACAMGUUUCGUUGGACAAAGCCGUUGCGCCACUUCUUGUACGACCAAUAGCGCCAUUUGACCGAACAGAGAGGAAACGAGCGCACACAUCUGCUAUAUUUUAUAGCGAAUGCUUUCUACGCGGUAUCGAACCGAAAAUGGCAGAUACCGCAGCKUUACAAGCACAGGGGGUAUACGAUAAAUGGUGGGUAAGAAGCACAGCAUCCUCCCGUCGUUUCGGCACUUUCGUUGGAGAUAAGUCAGAAAGCCAAAAAGGUACCCGGGAAGAAGAGGGGACAAAAAAUAAAGCAAAAUACAARAAACGUGUCGCAGAUGAAGCUUUUCUUCGAAWUACCCAUGAUUUUACUGGAACUCUCGUAGCGCGUGAUCCRUCUUUAUCCAGAGAAAUCAGUAUUGAAGUUGUCAAAAAACUCAUGAUUGAAGAACUACGCUCAUCUGGAGGAAAUGUUGAUACACCGGAAUUUUUGAAAUACCAACGAAUUCUCGAGAAGGAAUUCAUACAACGCGGAAUAAAAAAUGUUAACCRGAUUUCACAAGAGGGCAACUGGUUUACAAUAUCGAAGCCGACUUUUACUGAGUGCCAAGGGACCAACGACAAAGGAGAGAAUAAAUAUUCUUUAGGACGCAUAAGUUUUGACAUGUUCAAACCUACUGGCUUAGUAUGCUCCUUCCGGGGAGCGUUCAAUUAUGUGCAGGCUGUMGAUCCUAGUAAUCCAGGAAGGCCGCUCCAUGUUCCUCGAGUGUUGAUGCAAGAUAUCAAGAAAGAAAAAUGUAGACUGAGGACAUAUGAGUAAGUUUGAGUACUCUUCUUUUUCAAACGCAGUUAUUGUUCCUUUGCUUUCCACUCAAUUUUUUUAUUGUUCUCUUUUAUGUUGCUUAGUAUUGCCGUUGCUAUUACAGUCGAAGCUGGACAAGAUCAAAAAGGUAAUUUUMUAGAUGAAGCGGAAGAAAAUAGCUGUUACAUCGUACCCAAACCAAUCCGUGGAAUUUUGACGACGCUGGGCUAUAGCAUCCCAGAUCCCAACGUAGCGAAUCGACUGAGUAUAUGGYUUUCUGGUGGUUCUCUAGAGGUUCAGGAUGAAGAGAGAGAUGUAGACGAAUGGAAGAAAAUAUUUGACACUUCCACUGCACCAAAUCGAGACAUAAGGGAAUAUGCAAAUAGUCUAGCUGCAAGAUUACUCYUAGGAGCGCACAUACACGACAAGAUGGAGGAAGAUGGAACUCUUCGAUUUGACCUUAAACGACCAAUUGGAGGACACGGAUCUGUUUUCUGUGACAUAAUAUACAUGGAUGACAAUCUACGAAUAAUGCAUGGCCACCACGACUCAGUUUAUGUAUCUGUACGAGUUCCGGGCUAGUCUAMAAUACGAGAURGAAAGGUCGAUC
This is a messenger RNA of Pseudo-nitzschia multistriata, 1565 nucleotides long. NCBI's taxonomy places the organism in Eukaryota, Bacillariophyta, Bacillariophyceae, Bacillariales, Bacillariaceae. The record is from the annotation of a GenBank genome assembly.